Bactrocera latifrons is the source of this 1818-nucleotide messenger RNA. RefSeq names its product protein FAM46C. Gene Ontology annotation, biological process: mRNA stabilization. Gene Ontology annotation, molecular function: RNA binding; poly(A) RNA polymerase activity. NCBI's taxonomy places the organism in Eukaryota, Metazoa, Arthropoda, Insecta, Diptera, Tephritidae. The transcript has a single exon. The coding region runs from base 61 to 1713 and encodes 550 amino acids. The record is from RefSeq and is a predicted model, not a curated record.
UGCGGGACCCUAGACGCACAYUCUGAAUCGUCAUAUCACUAUCAACAGCGUUCGAACAGAAUGGAUGUCUAUCAAAUUGACGACGGUUUCCACUCGGACGGUGGUACUGAGACGCCACCACCCUCACCCAGUUCGGGUUCAUCGAUAGCCUCGGCUUCGGAUCAUGGCUCAUUGGAGAGUGUCGACACGGGCGGUACACAACGUUUGGCCGUACUCUCAUUCGAACAGGUGCGCAAAUUGCACGAUGUCAUGGACGAAAAAGUGGCCAUACAUGGACGUGGUAAUUUCCCCACACUCGAGGUACCGCUUAAAGACUUGGUCAAUAUGGUACGACGCAAAUUAGAGGCGGAUGUUAGUGUGGGCGGUGCCGGUGUGAUAGUCAAGGAUGUGCGCUUGAAUGGUGGCGCAGCUAGUCAUGUUUUAGCUUCCGAGGAUCAGCCAUACAAUGACUUGGACUUGAUCUAUGCCAUUGAAUUGACAUCGACACGUCACUUUGAUCGCGUCAAAUCGGCCGUGCUCAAUACAUUGUUGGACCUCUUGCCGGAGGGUGUGUGCAAACGGCGCAUUAUGCCUUGCGCUUUGAAGGAGGCUUAYGUCGGCAAGAUGGUCAAAGUGAAUAAUAAUAAUGACGGUGAUCGUUGGUCACUAAUAUCGCUCGGCAAUUCGCCAGGUCACAAGAAUGUCGAAUUGAAAUUUGUAGACACAAUGCGACGUCAGUUUGAAUUCUCAGUGGACUCAUUUCAAAUCGUUUUGGACUCGUUGCUACUCUUCUACGACUGUGCCGCUUUACCCAUAUCGGAGAAUUUCUAUCCGACCGUGGUCGGUGAGUCGGUAUAUGGCGACUUUCAGGAGGCGCUCUAUCAUUUGCAAAAGAAAUUGAUCUCAACACGACAGCCGGAAGAGAUACGCGGYGGCGGUUUGCUCAAGUAUUGCAAUCUCUUGGUGCGCAAUUAUAAGCCAGUCGAUCCGCAACAUAUCAAGACCUUAGAACGUUAUAUGUGCUCACGAUUCUUCAUCGAUUUCCCCGACAUCAAUACGCAGACCAAGAAGCUGGAGGCGUACUUGUCCAAUCAUUUCUGGGGCGUUGACGAGGAGCCCCUACAAUAUCAGUACCUGAUGCAUUUACGCGAAGUCGUCGAAAUGUCAACGGUGUGCCUGAUGGGGCACGAGCGGCGGCAGACCAUGUUGCUCAUACAGAAUUUGGCCACGAAUGUGCUCUACAAGGAGCAAAAGAAGCAGCAACAGGCGCAGGAGCAAUAUCAACAACARCAGCAACAACAGCAACAUCACCUACAUCACCAUCAUCAUCCACAACAGCAACAACAGCAGCAGCCAGUCGAUGUGCAAACAACACAAGCACAACAGCAGCAACAGCAACAACAACAGCAGUCACAUCAACAAGUAACGCUGGUCACWGCACCGCACCAACAACAACCACAACAAUUGCAGGCGCCGCAAACACAGACAAUCUACUUGCAGGCGGCGCCGACAGCGUCCCCACAAACAACAACAGCGACCAUCUGCUGUACGACAGCCACCGGUGAGCAGCAGCAACAACAAGUGCAAGUACAGCAACAGCCACAAGUACAGGCGAUACAGACGCACGCCGCGGUGGCCCAGCCGACGACCACCAUUCUCGUCUAUAACGGCGUCUACUAUGCACCUGUGAUUCCGGCUAUUUGCACAUGCAACCAGACGUGGUUGAGCACGUGAUUGACGAACGAGCCGGCGACGGGGCAAACAGACGCAACAACAACAACACCAACAGCAGCAGCAGCAUCAACCACAGCAUUAACAGCGACAACAAGCGCAACAACA